CGGAGGAUCGCUUUCGGGCAGGCAGAAAGUGACAGUGACCAAGAUGAGGACCUACGCCUUCCCCUUGGCGGUCGCCGCUGCGCUUUUUGCCUGUUCCCUGGUCGAAGGACGGCACAGUAACGAACAAGCAAGGUUUCUAGAACAACAAUACCAGACUAAGGGAGCCAUCAAGGGAGCCAUCCUUCAACAGCAACAAGCAUCACAGGUCAAGGGAGCCCUCAAGGGAGCAAUCAAGGGUGGUCUCCUUCAGCAGCAAGCACAAGCUCAAGUCCAGGGAGCGCUUAAGGGAGCUGUCAAAGGAGCACUCCUUCAGCAACAACAGGCAUCGCAGGUCAAGGGAGCACUCAAGGGAGCCGUCAAGGGAGCACUCCUUCAGCAACAACAGGCAUCGCAGGUCAAGGGAGCCCUAAAGGGAGCCAUCAAGGGCGGUCUCCUUCAGCAGCAAGCCCAAGCUCAAGUCCAGGGAGCUCUUAAAGGAGCUGUCAAGGGAGCACUCCUUCAGCAACAACAGGCAUCGCAGGUCAAGGGAGCACUCAAGGGAGCCGUGAAGGGAGCACUCCUUCAGCAACAACAAGCUUCGCAGGUCAAGGGAGCCCUCAAGGGAGCUGUCAAAGGAGCACUUCUUCAGCAACAACAAGCUUCGCAGGUCCAGGGAGCCCUCAAGGGAGCGGUCAAGGGAGCACUCCUUCAGCAACAACAGGCAUCGCAGGUCAAGGGAGCCCUCAAGGGAGCCAUCAAGGGUGGUCUCCUUCAGCAGCAAGCCCAAGCUCAAGUCCAGGGAGCGCUUAAGGGAGCUGUCAAAGGAGCACUCCUUCAGCAACAACAGGCAUCGCAGGUCAAGGGAGCACUCAAGGGAGCCGUCAAGGGAGCACUCCUUCAGCAACAACAAGCUUCGCAGGUCAAGGGAGCCCUCAAGGGAGCGGUCAAGGGAGCACUUCUUCAGCAACAACAAGCUUCGCAGGUCAAGGGAGCCCUCAAGGGAGCCGUGAAGGGAGCACUCCUUCAGCAACAACAAGCUUCGCAGGUCAAGGGAGCCCUCAAGGGAGCUGUCAAAGGAGCACUUCUUCAGCAACAACAAGCUUCGCAGGUCAAGGGAGCCCUCAAGGGAGCGGUCAAGGGAGCACUCCUUCAGCAACAACAGGCAUCACAGGUCAAGGGAGCACUCAAGGGAGCCGUCAAGGGAGCACUCCUUCAGCAACAACAGGCAUCACAGGUCAAGGGAGCCCUCAAGGGAGCCAUCAAGGGUGGUCUUCUUCAGCAGCAAGCUCAAGCCCAAGUCAAGGGAGCUCUUAAGGGAGCCGUCAAGGGAGCCCUUCUUCAACAACAGCAGGCAUCACAGGUCAAGGGAGCGCUAAAGGGAGCAAUCAAGGGUGGCCUUCUUCAGCAACAAGCCCAAGCCCAAGUUCAGGGAGCCCUCAAGGGAGCCGUUAAGGGUGGUCUCGUUCAACAGGCUGCAGCACAACAGGCCUACCAACAGGCUGCCGCUCAACAACUUGCUGGCCGUUAGACGUAGAACAGUGAAUAGGUGUUGCUUGUGCGACAGUGUAGUGUAAAAGACUUGUUCAGGUGCUUAAAAAGUAAUAAAAUUUUGUUGAUGUCACGAAGUUCACUGUUUACUGACACGAAAACGUGGAACGAAGGCCGUGAUUGUGAGUCACGACUACCUCCGUAACACCGCACGUCAGCUUAUCCCUAAAAUCUCAAUUUUCCUAAUUAUAAAACAUCAGUAUGGUACUUGAAGUGCCAAAAAGAUGAAGCUAUGAAGUAGACCACUCAAGACAAACGCUACGUUCUUUCUGUAUGUACCGUCUCUCUUAUAGCUUUACUCAGGUUUUUUUCUUCAUACCCAUGCAGGCAGGCAGGCAGGCGACAGCGUUACAGAAUGCGAAGACGUCAAAAUGACAAUCAGAACCACCAUGCAAGUGAACCUCAUAAACUUGCCGCUUCUAAGAAAGAUUUCUCGUCAUUGCCUUUUCUGAAAAAUUAUUUACCAAAACAAAUGACUUGAACAGGAAGCUCGAUCUAGAACCUUGCUACAUAUCGUCACGUCUUGAUCAUCAGUUUAAUGUUUUCAGGCGUGCAAUUUUUUUUUUCGAAGAUUGCUUGUUAAAGGCCAGUACCAAGUGGAACAGCCCUCACCAUUCGAUCGCCAUCAUGGAUGACCCAUUGUCUUUCAAGAAUGCACAUACCGGUUCCACUUUUAUCUCUAAAAACUAAUAAAAAUAAU
Molecule: messenger RNA, 2227 nt
Organism: Rhipicephalus microplus (southern cattle tick)
Lineage: Eukaryota; Metazoa; Arthropoda; Arachnida; Ixodida; Ixodidae
Source: RefSeq, a predicted model, not a curated record